UGGCUAUGGCCGUCUAAUUCUGUCCCGUUGCUGUUCCUCACGCACUCUGUUGUGUCUUGGUUGGGGGCGCCAAUCGUGGCUCCAGUCGCCAGACGUCGCUGCGUGAAGUCGGGCUUAUCAACCCGACGAAAGGAAUAGGAAUUCCUGGUCCGGGCUGGUCGGUCACUCGCUACUCUUUAUCUUGUAUAGGUGAGUCAGGCACAGUUGGUGAUCUUUUCUUGCGGAUUAUUCUUCAGUUGCUAUAAACUACAAAGAUUAUCUUCCUCGCGUCGAAUGUGGUCUAGUGUUUUGAGGUGACCGACGCGUUCAAGCCGGCAAGAACUUAGCGUGGCUGCAGAGGGAGGAAGCACUUCAGAAGUUGUGCUACUGAAAUCUUCAGAUCCCUUGCCCACUCUUCUGCUAUACAAUGAUUCAAGUAGAUGAGUCAGAUCCGGUUGGAGAGUUGGAGCCCAGCUUCCCGUACCGCGAUGUGACCAUCCGACGCGGAGUGGACAUGAAGGAGCUGUAUGACCUCCAGUCAGAACUUGGCAGAGGUAAGUUUGGAACAGUGUAUCAGUGUCAAGAGAUGAGCACUGGUCUUCAACUAGCAGCCAAAUUUGUAGCCACACCAAAACGUGAAGAUCGCCGCAAUGUUGAGCGUGAAAUUGAAAUUAUGCGCCUACUGCAGCAUCCACGUCUCAUCCAACUGUAUGAUGCCUUUGACAAUGGGAAGGUUAUGUGUGUUGUACUAGAGUUAAUUGAAGGUGGUGAACUUUUUGAGAGGGUGAUUGAUGAUGACUUCAUUCUAACAGAGAAAUCCUGCACAGUUUUCAUGAGACAAAUAUGUGAAGGUAUUGAGUUCAUUCACAAACAGAAUAUUCUACACCUUGAUAUGAAGCCUGAGAACAUAUUGUGCCUUACAAGAACAGGAAACCGAAUUAAAAUAAUAGAUUUUGGCUUAGCAAGAAAGUAUGAUCCUCAAAAAAAGUUACAAGUAUUAUUUGGAACACCUGAAUUUGUGGCACCUGAGAUUGUUAAUUUUGAACAAAUAUCAUUUGGAACAGACAUGUGGUCAGUUGGAGUUAUCUGUUACGUGUUGCUUUCUGGAUUGUCACCAUUCAUGGGAGGAACAGAUAUUGAAACAAUGGCAAAUGUAACAAUAGCCAAAUAUGAUUUUGAUGAUGAAGUUUUCAAUGAAAUCUCACAGGAUGCAAAGGACUUUAUUCAGAAGUUACUUUUAAAGGACAAAGAGCGACGAAUGUCUGCUACCCAGUGCCUGGCGCAUACUUGGCUGAGGAGAAAACCAAAACCACCACCGCCUGUUGCAGAAGAGCUCGACAUAGCUAAAGAUAACUUACGCUUCUUUGUGGAGCGAUGGAAUGAGCAUCCAAACAGCCCAUAUUUGUUUGAUAAGUCUUGCCACACCAUUUCUCCUUGUAUUUUAAUGUCACAAGAGAUUGAAACAGUUCCAUCCCAGAACUCUCUGGGUGGUCUGUCUCCUUCACCUUGCAGCUCCUUGUCUGUCUCAGUCUCCACCUCUCCUGAUUCCAUCUUGGAACAUGAGCUCCUAGGGAAGUCUCCCGAUGAGACAGACUAUCUCCACCACUACACAUUUGAAAAUAAACAGCCUCCUCCUCCAAAAUAUCACCUGGAGCGGCUCCAGACAUUUGAGCGUCGAGCAUCAGACAGUUCAUGUGUCUUGAGGAGAAAUGGUGAUACAGCUGCUAGGGUCAAUCUUGCAGAUGAAAUACGCAAACUCUCAGACAAACUGUUCCAAAUGGCAUCCUUACAUGGUCCCUCCUCAGAUCUUGAUAAUAAUAAUGUUAGUAGCAUUCGGGCUCCUGCUCCUGCAAUCCCAAGCACACACCAUGGCUCCAUACAAUCAACUGUCUUCAAUGGAACACCUCACCCUAUACCACCAGUUCCAAGCAGAAAAGACAGUAUUCAGGAUGAGGGAUUAACAGGAGUAAAACGUCCAAAGUUCCGCUUCUCAAACCUGAACCGAGAUGUUCCUCUUGGUGCACCAGCACCUCCUACCAAUUUCACCUCCUUCAUGGUUGCUAACACUACUAGUAUAUCACCAUGCUCAUCUUGGAACUCGUUAGACACCUUCCCAUCCACUUCUAAUAACAGCCAGUCUUCUGCCUCCCCUAGCCACUCAGCUCCAGUGUCACCCCAGCAUUCCUCUGAAGCAGACCAUUCUGAAACUCCUUGUGCUGACAUCACUAAAGAUCUCCUUCUUCACCUGCUUGACAAGUGGGAUGAUAAACAAACAGUAACAUGCAGUCCAAUAGAAACCUGUCGCAAGUCACUUUCCAUGGAUUGGUCAGAGGAAGAAUCUUUGGGUCAGCGAACUAUGACCUCAUUAGCAACCUACUUUCAGUCAUCUCGGACCAUUAAGAAAAAGCAUUCAGUUUUACCUUCACAAUUUGGAGUCUAACUAUAAGACAAAAGUAUGGCAAACUUAGACUACCAGGACACACAUAAAAUUAGAGACUAACAGGUGAGUGAUGUGUGUUUGCAAUAUCAUCCGCAGAGAGCGGCUGAAUGCGAGUCAGUGCCUGAGACACAAGUGGCUGAGUGAGAUGGCUGUCAACACAACACUCAGCAAAGUAAAGCUGAAACGCUAUGUCAUCAAGAAGCGAUGGAUCAAAGCAGUCAAUACAAUCAUCGC
Molecule: messenger RNA, 2653 nt
Organism: Zootermopsis nevadensis
Lineage: Eukaryota; Metazoa; Arthropoda; Insecta; Blattodea; Termopsidae
Biological process (GO): protein phosphorylation; intracellular signal transduction; positive regulation of apoptotic process
Cellular component (GO): nucleus
Molecular function (GO): ATP binding; protein serine/threonine kinase activity
Source: RefSeq, a predicted model, not a curated record